AUGAUAAAAUAAAAUUAAUUAUUAUUACAAGAGAAAAUAAUUUUGUAUCAUUUAUUUAGUUUAAACCAAAUAAGGCUAGUAAUUCAAAUUAGGAAAGGAAGUGAUGUAUUAAUAUUGAAAUUAUUGUUCAACGGAGAAAUCGGAAGAGGAAAAACAAAAAGAGAAGAACGAAUAAUAGGAUAAAAAAGAUAGUGAGGAAUUAGAGAAAAAGGAAGAUCCUGUCAAAUAAGAUAUUAAGAUUGAAAACUUCUCUGUUCUCUUUACUUUGUUUAGUGGAUACUCAUUAAAAAAAGAGAAAGAAUUAGCUAUGAGUUACUUUGGCUAUUAAACAGGAAGAAAAUUAACAGCUGAGGAAUAUAAUCAAUAUUUAUAGGAGAAAUAAAAGCCAUUAGAGUAGAAAGGAAAAAAAAUUAGCUCAAGAAAUUGGAGGAUGUUGUGGCUAGUGAAUUGA
Molecule: messenger RNA, 451 nt
Organism: Paramecium pentaurelia
Lineage: Eukaryota; Ciliophora; Oligohymenophorea; Peniculida; Parameciidae
Source: the annotation of a GenBank genome assembly